Messenger RNA from Peronospora matthiolae, 663 nucleotides. The record is from the annotation of a GenBank genome assembly. NCBI's taxonomy places the organism in Eukaryota, Oomycota, Peronosporomycetes, Peronosporales, Peronosporaceae.
AUGUCUAGUGAGAUGUACGAAGGGAUUGACAACCUGAAAUCCCUUUACGACCGUUCCGGGAAGACUUUCUCCGGCGGUCCUUCUGCGGCACAGGAUGUGCCGCGUCGUACUGCUCAAUCAGACCCAGUACGUCAACCAUCAGUUGGGAGCGGGGCUCCCAAGUAUCCCAGGACGGGGGAUAGCCGCGCCACCGGACGAGAUAACUCGUCCGACGUCCGUUCACGUCGCGGUGGUUCAACAGCUGCUCAACCAGAUAGCGCUGGCCACCGCGAGAGUCCUCUAAUGGAGGUGGAGGAGGAGGGAAAACGCUCUUCACACAAUCGUGGGGAAGCGUGUGUUCCCAAGAGCUUCUUUGAUCGCGUAACGCAAGGGUUACGCGGCGAUCUCGAACAUGAGCGGGACAGGCGUCUCCAAAUGGCGGACACUGUCUUGAAGCAUCGAGCUGAGUUUGCCUUUGCUCAGCUUGAGAACAAGAGAGCUCUGACAUCUCUUCGUGACGAGCUAAGGGUAGCUCGUGGGAUUGUUGAUCGGUCUCGGGAUGAGAUAACUGCUCUUCAGACCCUUGUCGAUGCCCACCAUCGGGAGCACAAGGCUCUCUGCGAGAUACUUGAGCGCAAGGGCGUUCUUCAUCGGAAGAAGCAGCGUACUGAUGGUACGGCUUAA